AGAAAACGUCAGCAUUAUAAGACAUGUCAGUUAUAUACAAAACAUAAUUUACUUACCAGAUAAACUAUAAUGUUAUAAAGGUACAACAAACGCAUUUUCAAUUGCAACUACCCCUCGUGCUCAACAGUACUCGCCUUUCCAAAUGACGUCACGGGCAUCUGGCGGGAGUCGUUCAAACAUUUUACACGCGCUGGCAUGCAGUGUUGACUAGAGAUUUUGUGUUGUUUUUAUAGUUCAUUUUAUUCGCAGAAAUGAUCGGACAGAAAAGCAUCACGUCCUUCUUCUCGCCAACAUCCAAAAAAAGGAAUCUUGAAGAGUUGGAUACAUUCAACGAGGAUGGGAAAAAGCAGAAGAAGGAGAGCAGCGAUGUUAUAUCAUCACCAUCACCGAGUCCAGAGCAACUGGAGCGGAUCGCCAAAAACAAAGCGGCGGCUCUGGUGCGGCUCAACUCCCACCAGCAUGUUCCUGACGGGAUCGGAGAGAGCUGGAAAAAAGCCCUGAACAGGGAAUUUGGGAAGGAAUAUUUCAAAUCAUUAAUGUCUUUCGUUGGUGAGGAGAGAAAAAAGCACACCAUCUAUCCGCCUCCUCAUGAAGUUUUCACCUGGACACAAAUGUGUGAUAUAAAAGAUGUAAAGGUUGUGAUACUGGGCCAGGAUCCUUAUCAUGGACCUAACCAGGCUCACGGGCUGUGUUUCAGCGUUCAGAGACCUGUGCCACCCCCGCCAAGCUUGAUGAACAUGUUCAAAGAACUGGCAUCAGACAUAGAAGGCUUUGAGCACCCCGGCCAUGGAAAUCUAACGGGAUGGGCAAAGCAAGGCGUCCUGUUGCUGAAUGCCGUGCUAACCGUGCGCGCACACCAGGCUAACUCUCACAAAGACAAGGGAUGGGAGAUGUUCACAGACGCUGUGGUCCAGUGGCUCAAUGCUAACUCGCAGGGUCUUGUUUUCCUUCUCUGGGGCUCAUAUGCACAGAAGAAGGGUGCUGUCAUCAACAAGAAGCGACACCAUGUCCUGCAGGCAGUCCACCCCUCGCCGCUGUCCGCCCACCGCGGCUUCUUCGGAUGCAAACACUUCUCGAAGACAAACGAACUGUUGACAAAGUCAGGGAAGGAGCCCGUAGACUGGAAAGCACUGUGAUGUUUUCCACUCCGAGUCUGAUGGAAUGUCGCUGGCCAAAUUUGGAGGACAAACUUCUUUGUUUUUGUUCUGUCGUGAUACACUAUCUAUUUGAGUUACCCAGCUGUAAAGGUUUAUAGUAUACACUAUUUGCUUCUCAUUUAACACUGAACUUUACCAUGCACUUUCUGUUUAUGGCUCAACUGUUUAGUUUAGUUGACAUAAGGAUUGUUUUAUCCAGAAAGCUUUGUGAUCACUGUUUGUGAUACGUUCCUCCUGGUACGAUUUUAAAAUGUGUCAGUAUCACUGUAAAGCUGUUUGUUAUGCAAAACAAUAAACUAUUUUUUCUACUGAA
This is a messenger RNA of Triplophysa dalaica, 1470 nucleotides long. RefSeq names its product uracil DNA glycosylase a (gene unga). Gene Ontology annotation, cellular component: mitochondrion; nucleus. The transcript has 7 exons. Gene Ontology annotation, molecular function: uracil DNA N-glycosylase activity. NCBI's taxonomy places the organism in Eukaryota, Metazoa, Chordata, Actinopteri, Cypriniformes, Nemacheilidae. Bases 252 to 1136 code for a protein of 294 amino acids. Gene Ontology annotation, biological process: base-excision repair, AP site formation via deaminated base removal; base-excision repair. The record is from RefSeq and is a predicted model, not a curated record.